Molecule: messenger RNA, 851 nt
Organism: Drosophila ananassae
Lineage: Eukaryota; Metazoa; Arthropoda; Insecta; Diptera; Drosophilidae
Gene: Fis1
Product: mitochondrial fission 1 protein
Exons: 6
Coding region: 117-584 (155 amino acids)
Biological process (GO): autophagy of mitochondrion; mitochondrial fragmentation involved in apoptotic process; peroxisome fission
Cellular component (GO): peroxisomal membrane; mitochondrial outer membrane
Molecular function (GO): protein binding
Source: RefSeq, a predicted model, not a curated record
GUAAUUCUAUGUAUUUCUUAAAAUUGAAAGCGUAUUUUUGAUGUUUCGAAAAGUAUUUUUUUUAUCGUUACUAUCGUGACACUUUAGAUUAUAUUCUUUAAGAACAGCGUAAAACAAUGGACGAACUUCUGAACGAGGUGGUGCCACAAGAAGAUUUAGAGAGAUUUGAAAAAAAAUAUCAUCAUGAGCUGGAGUUAGACGGCGAAGUUACCACUGAGACUAAAUUCGAGUAUGCAUUUUGUCUUGUGCGAAGUCGAUACACAAACGAUAUAAGGAAGGGAAUAAUGUUUUUGGAGGAGUUGGCACGAACACAUACAGAAGGAAGGCGUGACUAUAUUUAUUAUCUUGCGUUUGGAAAUGCUCGUAUUAAAAACUACGAUCUAAGCCUAAAUUACUGCAGAGCAUUUCUAGAAAUCGAGUCAAAUGAGCAAGUUCGUUCGCUUGAGGAGUACAUUAAAAAGCAAAGUGAUAAGGAAAUAGCAAAGGGUAUGGCCGUUGCUGGAGGAGCUGCCCUUGUUCUUGGUGGAAUUUUGGGAUUAGGAUUUGCUAUGGCUCGAAAUAAGCAAAAGAGGGAUAAAAAAUGAAGCUGUUCCAUGAAGCUGUUUUUACAGGACCUUGUUCCGUACCCAUGUAAACAACGUGACACAAACGCUUGCUCUUCAUUUAUUAACAAUUGUUGUAUUUCAAUGUUAGAAUCUAGUAUAGUCUACACUUCAAAAUGUUUUCUCAAUCAGAAUUGAGUUCAUAAAACGUAAACAUAUUUUUUAUUAUAUCUUAGAUAAUAAACAGAUAUUGGGUAAAUGUGAUGAAUACUAAAUAAAAUAUGGAUAAUUCUGAAAUGUCAAAUGCGA